This is a messenger RNA of Stylonychia lemnae, 3834 nucleotides long. The record is from the annotation of a GenBank genome assembly. Lineage: Eukaryota; Ciliophora; Spirotrichea; Sporadotrichida; Oxytrichidae.
AUGCAAGUUAUGUAACAACUCUCAACAUCUCAUGGAGCGCAGUUUAAACCUGUUGUUCAAGAGGAUUUCUAUUUGCUCGAUCUUGUAGGUGGAGCUUCUCAAACAGCUCUUCAUCCAACGAGACCUAUAGUUGCUUAUAAUUCGGUGCAUCAUCAACACGAGGUAUUCGCUAUUGCAUUCUCCCCUCCAGGAGCCGGAUCUUCUUAAUCUGGUGGAGAUUUCUUGAUUUCAGUUGAUUUCGAUAGAAAUGACAUUAGUGAUCCUAAUUCGCCAUCAAGCAGCACUAUUAUUCUUUGGAAUUGGCAAAAAGGUCAAUGCUUACAAGAGAUUUAAAUCCCUAAAUCUUAAAACAAUCAGUCAUAUCUCUAUCAACCAGGUCCGAUGCAGUCGAUAUCCUAUCUUUCAAGAAAUAUCUAGAUUGCUUUUGAACGAGUAGGGGGGAUGUUUGUGGUUCUUGAGUCAGGCUAGUAUGGAGCAUCUGAUUAGGGUUCAGGUUAUAGAGGUACACUCUGGAACCUAAAUAGACAACAGAGGAUUGAGAUGCUCAGUUAGAUGGAAUUAGAGCUUUAGAACGAAAAGCAAGCCAUAAAAAUAUGGGAAUACUAGAAUGGACAUGCAGACCUUCUUAAAAGGAUUUAGAUUAAGUAGAAUAUGAGAUAGUGUCUUGUAGCAGAGCUUACUGGUUACUUAUUGAUAUUAGGAGAUAAUGGAAAGAUCUUGAUACUAGAUCAAGAAGGUGAAUUUAUUAGUACAAUCAAAAGAGAUUUAACAUUUUUUACAACUAUUAACACAGCACAUGAUAAGCUACUACUAGGCACAGAUAGAGGUACAAUCUGUGUCUAUCACUUAGCUUCCUUACAAUUCAUUAGUGAGAUCCCUUACUAGCUUGGAGUACUAUCUAAUUUCUAGCUGAAUUCUAGCCCAUACAUAGAUAAAUAAAAUAAAGAAGAACCAAGUGUCUUUUAAUUAGGACCUCCAGUUCAGCAAGUAGCAACAACCUUAAAUAUGAGAUUCUUGUUUAUCAAAUAUCAAGAUCAAUCUUUUGUUAUCAUUGAUAGAACAGUGCCUAAUCCAAAUCAAUCAAUUUUAGGCUAUUAAUAUGGCCAUUUCCAAAAAGUGACAGGCUUGCAAUGGAUGAGACCAUCUCUAACUUCUGGCUCCAAAAAACAUAAAUUCCCUAUCUAUGGUGAAAACCUUUCACUCCAUCAAUAAGCAAAUGCGUCAUUCGUUACUUGCUCCUAGGAUAUGAGUAUAUUUGUUUGGAAGCAUUUUGGUGAUAGAUGGUCUUUCAGCUAUAUAGAUGUAGUAAAAGGAUGCUUUGAUUAAUCCUUGACAUAUUAGAGAAAGCUAAAUGAAAAGAGCACAUAAAAUCUUGAGCUUACUUCUAUUAGAGUUUAUCCACGAUCACCAUUAGUAGCUGUAGGAGAUAAUAAAGGAAUUGUGAGAAUUUUUUAGGUAACCUAAGAGAAAGCAUUAUUUAUAGGUAGUCAUUAAUUGGUAAAGGGUAAUGAAUAACAUUCACUAGCCGAUGAUUAGAUUAAAGAUAUUUACAUCACUCUGGAUGAACUUUAUGCAAUUAUAUCAUUCUAAUCAGGCUUAAUAUGCUGUUAUGAUGUGAAAAAUAGUUACAAUCUGAUUGGAAUUAUUGAAAAAGAUGCCUAAAGAUUUUGUUAUUCGAAUCAAUUGGAAGUUAGAAUGAAAGUACUUGAAAGUGAGACUCAUUCAAUGAGCUACUUCUCACCUAACAGAGCUUAAGAUGAAAAGCCCAUUUAUCUUAACACAUCUUUUGAAUAAGAUUACAUUUCACCUGCAAGCGGUGCAUUCUCAUCAAGCUUUAGAAUACUUAGCACAACCUCACCAAACUUUGAUGAGGGUAAAAUAUCUGGGUUUGAUGUUCAUCCGAGCAAUGAUUACCUUUUAGUUACAAGCAAUUAAGGGAGAGUCUAUAUGUUUAGAAUUGACACGGGUGAACUUAGAGGAACAAUAAGAACUCCGCUACAUGCUAAGGAAUGCUUGAUUGAUCCAAGUGGACUGUAUUUAAUAAUAUAAGUGCCGCCAUUUUCCCCAAAGCAUACUUCUAAUCUAUUAGGGGAAGUAAAUGAUUUUAACAGUAAUCUUUCAACUCAUGAAAGAGAUCUAGAGAGAACUACUCUAUUAAUGUUUGAGGUAGGAACUGGAAGAGCUUGUGCUGAGCUAAAGUCGUUAUUUGAAGUCACAUAGCUUUCAUUCUCACCUGAUGGUAGAUAUCUUUCUUUAGGUUCAAGGACAGGAGCAGUAUGUGUCUGGGCUUUAGGAGAGCACCUAAUCUAAAAUGUUAAGCAGGUAUUAGACCUAGUUAAAGUACAACCAGAUUUCUGGGCUAAUUAUCCAAUAUUCCUUGAAGAUUAUGGUACUUAUGGAAUGAUUUAAACGAUUCCUUCAUAAUAGUUUCCAACUUUAGAGAAUAGAUAGAUUGAUAGACCAGAGGAUUAUGAUAAUAAUAUCCAUCAUAUGUCUCCUAAUCAGAUAAAUAGAGGAUCUGGCUCUGAUGGUUUCCUGUCUUCUCAAAGAUAAAAUCCUCUCUCAACUUUGAAAAGUGGGUCUAGAACUAAUAUUGGACAGCAGAUUUAAACACAUUAAGAUCAUGGCUUAUAAAAGUAAUCAUUUAUUCGGCCUCCGAUGAGAUAAGAUCAAUAAAUCUAGUCAAACAUUCAAUAUACCUAAUCAGAAAGAAAAUACUAACCCACUAACCAAUUUGAUUAGAACUAAAGAUAAAUUUAAAAGGAUAUGGCGCAGUAAUAAUAGCAAAAUAAAUUCUAUAGAAAAACUUUCAUGGAAGAUUAGUAGACUUAAAUGACUCCCCAUAUCAGAAUGUAAUUAGCUAGAGGUCAGCUCAGAUAUAAGCUGGCUCCUCAUUUCCAGAAUAUGGAAAUCUAGCCAAUGUUUAUUAAAACUUCUAAGAAUAAAGAAAGUCAAGUCCAAUUAAAUAAAAUCACCAUUCACAGUCUUCGUUCUAUGGGUAAUACAGGUUAUUAGAGACAUUUGCCACAUUAGCUUCUACCCUAAGUGUAGAAUCUAAAACAAGAGCCAGAUAUAAGUAAAUCUGGUGGAUCUGCAUACAAGAGAGGUGGACAAGUAGAGUAUAUUCCAAGAUAAGACUUUAUUGAUAGAACUCAAUAAAAUCAAAAUGCCCCUGGCUAUCUUUAACCUUUGGUAGCACAGAGAAAUGUAUUCUAGGAAGAAAAUCCUAUGCAACAGAGAGAUUAACCUUUAAGAUAUGAAGAAAAUUUAGAUGCAGCAGAUUUAUACAACCCUUUUCAAAAUAAUCAAGCUUAAAAUGCUCUAGUUAAUCUUUAUGCCACAGGUAAUACAGUUCCAAUCAGUAGUAUUUAACACUCUCCUUUGAGGCUGAAUGCAAGUUAUGGAGGAUAGAAUAAUAUAGGGGGUAGACUUUAACCAAUCAGUAGUGAUGAAAAAAGAUAAGUAAUCAGAGACCCUCUUGACAUUGAUGAUGAUAUCAGUGAUAAUGGUCCAGAGAGUCUAGAAAAUCAACUAAAGGAACUAGAUGGAAUGAAUAAAUAUCUAUAGAAUAUCAGAGUUCCAACAAGGUUUGCAAAUGAUGAGUUCUUGACUGUUAAUGGCAGAAACGGGGAAUAAGCUUACACUCUAGAGAGGUUAAGACAGGAGGAGAGAUUGAUAAGUAUGGAUCCACCUGAUCAUAUCAUAGAAGAGAUAUCAAACUCUGCUGGAGCAGGAGGAAGUACAUAUGACCUAGUUGAAGAGAUGUACGAAAAUAUGGACUAGUUUGAUCAGAAAAUUAAGAGCAAAUACUCUACUAGAUAAGGAAUGUAUUGA